Messenger RNA from Cordyceps fumosorosea ARSEF 2679, 978 nucleotides. RefSeq names its product Repair protein Rad1/Rec1. The record is from RefSeq and is a predicted model, not a curated record. Gene Ontology annotation, biological process: DNA damage checkpoint signaling; DNA repair. Gene Ontology annotation, cellular component: checkpoint clamp complex. Lineage: Eukaryota; Fungi; Ascomycota; Sordariomycetes; Hypocreales; Cordycipitaceae. Bases 1 to 978 code for a protein of 325 amino acids. The transcript is spliced from 2 exons.
AUGGCGGAUAAGCAACCAAUCCUCCGCGCCGUGGCGACGUCAACACGCCCUCUCUACCAGCUCCUGCGGUGUAUCAACUUUUCCUCGAAAGUUCAUGUUCAAAUUACUGAAGAAGGCAUCCGUUUCGCAGCAGAUCAUGCGAAAGUAAUGCAAGGAGUCGCGUUUCUCAACAAGUCACUUUUCUCAUCAUACUCUGUCAAUCUACCACCUGCAGAGGGUGAUGAACCACCGGAACUUCCGAAUUUUCAAAUACCCCUCUCAUCUUUUCUCGAGAUCCUCCAGAUUUUCGGCGCUGUUGAUGUUGCCGCGCGAGCCCAAAAGGCUGAGCAAGACCCAUAUCGAAGCAAUUUGAGGAAUUAUCGACCAGACGCGUUCAGCAACCAGACACUGGGAAUAUCGGGAACCUGCACUCUACUAUACGGUGAAGAAGGCGACCCAUUCAAAGUGAUGAUAGAGGAGUCAGGCGUCCAAACCACGGCUGGUCUCACAACAUAUUUGCCUGAGAUUACAGACGACAUACCUCUAGAUCGGGACGACAUAUGCUUCAAGAUCAUUAUGCAAUCCCGCUCACUGCUGGAUUCUCUAGCCGAAAUUUCACCUACCGCGCCAAUGAAGUUGUCGAUUACAGCAUCAAAGACAACCCCGUACCUGUCCUUUAGUGGCAAAGGUGACUUGGGUAGCUCGGAUGUCGACUUUGCGCGGGGCAGGGAACUACUGGAGACGUUCAGUAUUAGGGACAAAUGGACGCAAUCAUACAAGUUUGACUUUGUCAAGAACUCGACUGAGGCGAUGCGGAUUGCGAACAAGGUUAGCUUGCGAGGUGAUGGGCAGGGAGUUCUCAGUUUACAAUUCCUUGUCGAUAUCGAAGGAGGAAAGCGAAGCUUUUUGGACUUUCGGUUUGUUCCGUUUGCUACCCUUGACGAAGAGGAGGAUGAAGAAGAAGAAGACCAUGACAUGGGGGAUGAGCAGGAGUUGUAA